Peromyscus eremicus (cactus mouse) is the source of this 2884-nucleotide messenger RNA. It is a transcript of the gene Gabpb1, whose product is annotated as GA binding protein transcription factor subunit beta 1. The coding region runs from base 408 to 1559 and encodes 383 amino acids. Gene Ontology annotation, molecular function: transcription cis-regulatory region binding; protein binding. Lineage: Eukaryota; Metazoa; Chordata; Mammalia; Rodentia; Cricetidae. Gene Ontology annotation, biological process: positive regulation of transcription by RNA polymerase II. Gene Ontology annotation, cellular component: nucleus. The record is from RefSeq and is a predicted model, not a curated record. The transcript has 9 exons.
AUUCCGCCGCAGCCUUUGUGUGGCCGAAGGCUAGAAAUGGCUUAUUUCCUUUCUCUCUGUUUAAAGUCAAACCCAGACCCCUUCGUCCCUUUCUCCCGCCGGAACGGGGCCGGGGGAGGGUAGCGGCAGGCCCGCUCCCGGGGGCAGUGGGGCGGAAACCGGCGCGGGCUGGCGAGGCCGCCGCAGGCAUGCUGGGAGCUCGCCCGCCGUGUCCCUCCGCGCCGACGGGGACUUUUCGGUGGGGAUUUUGGGCGCCGACCAGACGCGGCAUUUUCGGAAAAUAGCGCCCUGUGCAGCGAAGCGCUCUGUGUGUGGCGGGGCCGCGUCAGCCCUGCCGGCUCCGAGGCGCCGCGGUCCCCGCACCUCCUCCCGCUGCUCCCCCGCCGCCGCUCCCGAAGCUUUUCCAGAUGUCCCUGGUAGACUUGGGGAAGAAGCUUUUAGAAGCGGCACGAGCAGGUCAAGAUGACGAAGUUCGUAUUUUGAUGGCAAAUGGAGCUCCUUUCACUACUGACUGGCUGGGAACUUCUCCACUUCAUCUGGCCGCACAGUAUGGGCAUUACUCUACCACAGAGGUACUUCUCCGAGCCGGUGUAAGUAGGGAUGCCAGGACCAAAGUGGACCGGACACCACUGCACAUGGCGGCUUCUGAGGGCCAUGCCAGCAUAGUAGAGGUUUUGCUGAAGCAUGGUGCUGACGUCAAUGCAAAGGAUAUGUUAAAGAUGACAGCUCUGCAUUGGGCAACAGAACACAAUCAUCAAGAGGUGGUGGAACUUUUAAUCAAAUAUGGUGCUGAUGUCCACACGCAGAGUAAAUUUUGUAAAACUGCAUUUGAUAUUUCAAUAGACAAUGGAAAUGAAGAUUUAGCAGAGAUAUUACAGAUUGCUAUGCAGAACCAAAUCAACACCAACCCGGAGAGUCCUGACACUGUGACAAUACACACUGCCACACCACAGUUCAUCAUUGGACCUGGAGGGGUGGUGAACCUAACAGAUGAAACAGGAGUAUCUGCUGUCCAGUUUGGGAACUCCUCAACAUCAGUAUUAGCGACAUUAGCUGCCUUAGCUGAAGCAUCUGCCCCGUUGUCCAAUUCUUCAGAAACUCCAGUAGUGGCCACAGAGGAAGUGGUUACCGCAGAAUCUGUGGAUGGUGCAAUUCAGCAAGUAGUUAGCUCGGGGGGUCAGCAAGUCAUCACGAUAGUUACAGAUGGAAUCCAGCUGGGAAACUUGCACUCCAUUCCAACCAGUGGGAUGGGUCAGCCCAUCAUUGUGACCAUGCCUGACGGACAACAAGUAUUGACAGUACCAGCAACAGACAUUGCUGAAGAAACUGUAAUCAGUGAGGAGCCACCAGCUAAGAGACAGUGUAUGGAAAUAAUUGAGAACCGGGUGGAAUCUGCAGAAAUUGAAGAGAGAGAAGCACUUCAGAAACAGCUGGACGAGGCGAACCGGGAGGCGCAGAAGUACCGACAGCAGCUGCUCAAGAAGGAGCAGGAGGCAGAGGCCUACAGGCAGAAGCUGGAGGCCAUGACGCGCCUCCAGACCAACAAGGAAGCUGUCUAGCCACCGUGACCACGCGUUUGCUUUUACCUUUUGUCCAGAAAGAAUGCAGUCUUGAACUGUACACAGUAAGGACACAGCUAUGGGAAUACCGGAUAAUAGAAAAUACUCCACAUUGAUAAUGGGACUUAAGCCAUGAGCUCUGAAUUCUUGUAAUAUAAAACUUUAGAACUUGUGAGAUGUAUUUAAAACUGAAUUCUGUAAAUAGUUUUUUGGUUGUUUCUUUUUUUACAGUUACAAAUGAGUUGAUAAAGAUUGUUGAGGAGAUCCAAAAACCACAGUAAGGCACUGUUACAGGCAAUUCUUCUUGAUUUGGGUACAGACUUCAAUUCUCAGAAACAGAAGUUUUAAGGGUGGUUGUUGUUGGUUAGACCAAAUGUGUAAUAAUUAUGGUGGACUGAUGCUGGAAAUAACUCUUUGAAGAGAUUUCUCCCAGGAACUUUUGUACAGCUUUUAAGUUGUCUCAGGUUCUCUGAAAACAUUUUUUUAGGAAGCAGAAAUUUUAUAUUUGUUCAAUUUCAGCUACAUGCAAGUAGAUUUACAUGUAUAUGAAGCAAAUAUUUUUAAAAUUUUGUUUGUACAUAUUCUGCAUGUUUUAUGAUUUUAAAAUGCAUCACUUGCUUAGAUAUGUUUCCCACAAAGACGAUGAAAGUUACCAAGAAAUAAAAAAGGCACUACUGUUGUUCUGUUGGUCACUGAAAGUAAGUAAGCUAGCAACUGGUUUUACUGGCAACCAUGACAAAGUUCUUGGAAGGAGCAGCUUGCAAGAGAACUUGAAUCUGCAAAAUCUAUGCUUUUUCGAAAAUUCCAUUGUGGGGACGUGAGACUGUAUUCUGUGCCUUCCAUCAUGAUUUCCACAUGAGCACUUUGAGGCGCUGGAUUUUAAGAUAAUGUUUUUGGCAAACUCAGUGCAUUUGGGUUUCUGAAAUAUUUCAUGGACUUAACUACUCCUCUCCCCACCCCCCACCCCCCACCCAAGAAAUUAUUCUUAUGGAAAAUUGCUUUUGUAUGUAGAACAGGAACUUUUUGUACUCAGUGAUGCUAUAGAUAUGUCUAAUGUAACUUUCACUAUUCCCUGGGAAGCUCCAGGUCUAUGUUGCAGCUUGGUCUCAUCACAAUGUUGUCCAUUCUACAGUGUGUGGACAUUUGACAGACUUCCAUUCUGUUUUGUAAAAUGUAACUUCAAGCUCUUUGUUUUUUUGUUUUAUUGCUUUAUGAAAAUGUUUAACCCCAAAACUACUCUAGAUUAUCUGUAUAAAGAACCAAUUACCUUCAAGACUGUACUCUGGCCUCUUUUUCUAUUUUACAAUUAAAUAACUUUCCACAUA